CCUCAUCGACUUCAACAACAAUGACCUCAGAUGACAAGCCCCAGAUUCUCCUCCUCAGCCUCGCACACCGGGACUACCUCGACGUAUUGUACCACACGCUCCUCAGCAGACUAUACGAAGCUGCCCACAUCAAGCGCGCUAAACACCCAACAGCUGCCCUCCGAGAAAUGGCCGAGAACACCUUCAAAGCAAUCAUCAUCACAGAUGAAGCUCUGGCCGAGUCCUGCAACGUCGAAAACAUGGCAGUGCCGGACAAAGUCAAGGAAUACGUUCAUCAAGGCGGCCUUGUCAUAGUGGGCCUGCAUUUCCCUCGCUUCGCAUCCUCGGGCAUCGAAAAUUUCUUCCACGAGUUUGGCCUUUCUUGGUCGGAUGUGCCCGAGGGAACUGCAGUGUCAAUGUUACACGAGGCGUAUAGCAUGAACGCCACCCUUGUGAAGAAUGCUAGAGUCCGGAAAAGGGUGUAUGUUCCCAUCGAGGCCGCGAGACCGGGUUUUCUUGGGUUUCCAGCACAGGAACUGGUUAUGGAACAGACUCCCAUUGCUGCGGCGAGAGUUGGCCAGGGGCAUCUUGUUUAUUGUGGCGAUAUAAAUCGGGAGGCAGGCUCAACUUGUCUUAUCCUGGCACUUUGUGGGAUCCAGACCGCUAUAGACGCUGACUUGGCGGAGUCACAGGCCGCGAGGAUGGUUACGUUAUUCCGUAGGAGAAUGUGA
Messenger RNA from Aspergillus versicolor CBS 583.65, 710 nucleotides. RefSeq lists its product as uncharacterized. The record is from RefSeq and is a predicted model, not a curated record. Bases 21 to 710 code for a protein of 229 amino acids. NCBI's taxonomy places the organism in Eukaryota, Fungi, Ascomycota, Eurotiomycetes, Eurotiales, Aspergillaceae. The transcript has 2 exons.